UAGCUGCAUGAAAUUGCCUUGUUUUAUUGAAUAUACAGAGACUAGUUUAUGGUUCCAAAGUUUCCAGGUGUUUGAAUUGAAAGAAAGAAUGGAUGCCUUGAAAACGGCUGCUCAAAAUGGCGAUUUGAACAUGCUAUACUAUUUAAUUUACAAUAAUCCAUCUCUACUUGACAUCGAUGAGGUAACAUUUUUCGAUACUCCUUUGCAUAUAGCAGCUGAGCAUGGAAAGGUCGAAUUUGCAAAAGAGAUAAUGAAUUUGAAACCAUCAUUUGCUCGGAUGCUAAAUCAAAGUUUAUAUAGUCCCAUGCACCUUGCCUUGUACAACAAGCAAAUCAAUAUGGUUCAUCUAUUUCUAGAAUGCGAAGCGCGUGAUCAUCUUGUUCGCAUUCAAGGAAGGCAUGGUGAAACUCCUUUGCAUUAUCUGGCUGCAAAAGAAAACGAUGUGGAUCAUCAACAACAAAAGAUUCAUCUCUUACUGAAAUUCGUGUCGGUUUGUCCACAAAGUAUCCAAGAUACGAAUAAUCGAAAGGAAACAGCCUUUCAUAUCGCUGUUAAGUCUGAAAAUGAUGAUGCUUUUGAUUUCUUACUAGGCGGACUGCGAAGAGCUUGCCAUAAAGGCUCUGAAAUGGAUGAGAGGAAAAUUAUAAACUUGAAGGAUGCCAAUGGGGACAAUGUACUACACAUUGCUACCGCUAUGAAUCAAUCCCAAGUGGUGAGAAUAUUAUUGGAAGAUAGUAAAAUCAAUGUAAACGCAAAGGAUUCAAGGGGUUUGACUGCUCUAGAUAUCUCAUUUGAAAAUACAUCAAAUUCACUCAACACAGAAGUCAGAGAAAGACUACUUGCAGCUGGAGCUUUAAGAGCUGAGUCCCUUCCAAAAGUCUCCAGCUCCAUGGAUCACUUGAGGUCUAAGGUGGCAUUGACAGAACAAAUUGCCAUAAUUUUGAUUCGUUUGAAAAACGACACAAAGAAUGAAUCACUACGCAAUUUGGUCCUAGUGAUUUGUGGAACGAUUGCAACAUUCACAUUCCAGGCUGCACUAAGUCCCCCUGGAGGAGUUUGGCAAGAUGGCAACAACAACAAUAUUAACACUCAUCGCCCUGGGACGGUGAUAAUGAGGACUCCAAAUUUCUUCCCUCUAUAUGUUUGCAACAGCAUCACAUUUUAUAUUACAAUCAUGAUUAUGGCUCUUCUACUCCCUAAUGGGAAUAUUGGUAAGCUGCUGAGAGGGCUUCUCUUUCUCUUUCUUUUGUGCUAUACACUUAGUUUGGGAGUCAUAUGGCCCUACUUUACAGGUGAACCAAUUUUCAUCCCUACUCUUGUUGUGUUACUUUUCUAUGUGCUAGGUAUUUUUGGGUUUUUAAUCCUGCACAAUUGGGAAGUUCAAUUUAUGAAAAAGAUUGAACAUAUUCAGUGA
Messenger RNA from Ziziphus jujuba (common jujube), 1414 nucleotides. Its product is annotated as ankyrin repeat-containing protein BDA1-like. The transcript has 3 exons. The record is from RefSeq and is a predicted model, not a curated record. The coding region runs from base 8 to 1414 and encodes 468 amino acids. Lineage: Eukaryota; Viridiplantae; Streptophyta; Magnoliopsida; Rosales; Rhamnaceae. Gene Ontology annotation, molecular function: protein binding.